CUUAAAUUUCCUUUAACUAGCUCAUGGUUCUUCUUCGAACUCUCAAAGUACCAACCAGAUCAUAGGCAAAACCAGCAUCAAGUAACAAUGACAGCUUCAACUUCCUCCCCACCUCCCAGGGUAGUGUUCAUCACAGGCGGAGCGAGCGGUAUCGGCGCUCAAUGCGCUCGGCUCUUCGCCUCUGAAGGGUACCACGUCGUGAUAGCCGACAUCAAUGCCGCUCUAGGCGAGGCGCUGGCGAAGGAGAUCAAUGGUGCGGGAAGUACUCAAGCAGUCUUUGCAAGCUGUAAUGUCACCAGCUUGCAGAGUCUGGAGGAGGCGGUUGCAUUGGGUGUGUCUUCCUUUGGGAGACUAGAUGUGGCCAUCAACUGUGCAGGCAUUACAGGCGGUAAGCUGCAGCGCAUCGUCGACCUCCCCGAGAGCGAGUUCGACAAGGUGCACUCCAUCGACACGCGAGGAAUGUUCCUCAGUCUCAAAGCCGAGCUCAAAGUCAUGCUCACUCAAUCUCCCACAAGUUCCUCCCCUCGCGCUUCAAGAGGGAUCAUCAUCAAUGUCGCUUCGCGUGCAGGACUGGAGGGAGUACCAACCUUUGGAGCAUACUGCACUGCAAAGCAUGGCAGCGUGGGACUGACAAAGGUCGCUGCGCUGGAGCACGCCGAGGACCGGAUCCGCAUCAAUGCCAUUGCUCCUGGAUUGAUUCGGACACCUGGACAUACUUCAGACCCAACACAUAGGGAUCUAGAUGCGAGACUGGCAGCAGCAGUGCCGAUGAAGAGGUGGGCGGAUCCGGAAGAGUGUGCGGAUGCUAUCCUGUUCUUGGCCAGCGAUGCGAGCUCAUUCAUGACGGGAGCAGUGCUGGAGGUGGAUGGUGGCAUGGCUGCAAAGAGUCGUUGAUCAACUGAAGUGUCCAGAAUACAUGCAUGGGCUCAAUAUCGCUGCCCUGAUCUCUGUUGAGCUUGAUACUAUAAAUCUCAUGACUAUUGCACAUUCAA
Messenger RNA from Microstroma glucosiphilum, 992 nucleotides. RefSeq names its product short-chain dehydrogenase/reductase SDR. Lineage: Eukaryota; Fungi; Basidiomycota; Exobasidiomycetes; Microstromatales; Microstromataceae. The transcript is spliced from 2 exons. The record is from RefSeq and is a predicted model, not a curated record. Gene Ontology annotation, molecular function: oxidoreductase activity. Bases 88 to 894 code for a protein of 268 amino acids.